CUUCCUGCUCCUCACUGGUCAAUAUCGCUCUCUGAAACACACACACCCAUAUCAGGACAGGCAAAGGUCCGGUAACGGAACCAGGCCGUUACCGACUGUAAUGGAGUACGAUUACGAGGUCCAGACUUGGUUGGUGCUUCUGGGUGGACUUUUGUUCCGCCCACGCCGUAAGACCACUAAUGGUCGGGGGCAUCAAAGACCCGCCUGAUUGGAAGGUCCAAAGAAAGUUCUCACCUUGUGCCUUUCACGGUGGUCCUGAUGUGGCUGCUGGAGAAGAAGAAGGUAGUCACGGUGAUUAUGAAGAGCCAAGGUAAACUUUAAGGUGGCGAGCAGAUGAGCGUCCUCGCCCAGCGUCUGCUCCAAGAGAAGGUCCGUUCAAGAUGACUCACCCCGUGGUCCUCACGUUCUCCGUCUAUCACAAACUCCAAGCAGCGGCUCCGUUGCAGGCCCAGAAGGCCGCCAAGAAGUAGGAGAAGAAGCCUCAUGUUUCCCAUGCAGCGCGUCUUUGGUGGGGGGGGGAAAUGCAGCCGUGCUGGAAAUCCACACAAGACUCUCAGGUCAAUAUUUGCCCCCGCGCAUGUCACCCACGAGUGGGCGGGGGGGCAAACUUUGACCUGCGCGUUGAGUCAACACUCACUUUGUCCUUUCUGAGACGCACAACACAACCGGGUUCCGCUGCCCGACUGCCUCCGUGUCAUGGAUGGCGGUCAGGGAUUGGGGACUAAAAAGGGGCGGGGCCACGUAUAUUUCAACUGCCUUUGUGUACAUUGAAGGAGCCGGUUUGGGGGGGGGGGGGCUCGUGCAUCGAAUGGGCGCCCCCCCCUGGUGAGGGGUUGCAGGCAUGCAAAUUAUUUAGGGGGGCUUAAGAACAUUUUAGGGGGGGCUGAAUUCCCCCUAAAGUAGGCCUAAUGACGCCACUGUUAAGGUUGAAUUCUGAAUGCUGUUAUUGGCGCCUUCGUGUUGUUACUCCCUUUGUCCACUGGGUGGCGAACUACUACGGAAUUAUAGCCUGUAAGCAAACAUGCUGCUUUUCUUUCUCAUAAACUUUAUUGUUUAUGACCUGGUAUUUGAAACGAGUAGAAUAUGUGAAAGUUGAAACAUUUCACGUUCUAUUCAGGGCUGCAUCCUAGCUGUAAUAUUGUAAUCGGCCACAAGAGGCCGCCAAUACCUUGGUUUGCCUAAUCAAUCACAUCUGGAAGGUAGAACCGAUACGUUGCAAGGCAGCAUCUUGGUACAGGAGGUGACAGGUUCUACCACCUGAGCCAGACCCCUUGACUAUCCACGGCUCAGACCCUUCUUGAAACCCUGCUUUUGUUCUUUGGCUUUUAACCUAGCCCCUAGUGUACCAGAGUAUACAUAUUUUAUACUAAAACUGAGGAAGUAUUCUUGAAGUUUACUUUUGAUCAAGUAUAUUUUAUGUACUUGUGACAUACGUGUACUUGGCUUGUACUGAAAAGUACAAUUGGCCUGGUUUGUACAUUCACACAGACUAAUACACUAAUAUACCCGGGUACACCACAAAAUACUAUAUACCUGAUCUCCUCCAUUCAUUGGAGCAACAGCUCCUUUGUCACGUGUCCUGCCCGCUACUCGCCGUGCCCUCCCGACUACAGUGGGCAACUAUUAGCUAACACGUAGCCCAACAUCAGAGCUCACAGUCUGGGCAGCACUUGGGGUGUUGGCCCCCCCGUCUUCAGCCGUGCCUGCGUGAAAGGCUUUCUCAGUAAUUAUGAGGAUGAAUGCAGGAAAAUUGUCGGCUCCGCCUCCUCCACGCCCUCCACGGGCCGUUGACCUGGCGAGGAUCCAGGGGGAAAGAGUUAGUCUCGUUCUUGUUCAAAGUGCAACUGGAGACGGAGGUCUAACCCCCCCACGUACCUCCUCAGCUUUGGUUAGAAGAUAUUUUGGGGUGUGGCAAGUGCCGCCAACGCCUGUGAAAUCAUCCCUAAAGGUUGGAAACCUGUUCAUCGGCCUAGCUAGCAUGGCGGCCAUGUUGUCCAUCCCUGACCUGAUCAAGAAGAAGCGAGAUGGCAGCCGGCUGAGCGAUGAGGACAUCAAAGCUCUGAUGGGGGCGCUGACGAGCGGAUCCAUUCAGGACUGUCAGACGGGCGCCAUGUUGAUGGCCAUCUGGCAGAAGGGCAUGGACGAUGGCGAGACGGAGGCUCUGACCAGAGAGAUGAUGCUGUCAGGGGAAGUCAUGUCGUGGCCUGAGGAGUGGGCGGGGCUUGUGGUGGACAAGCACUCCACGGGCGGCGUGGGGGACAAAGUCAGCCUGGUCCUGGCGCCCGCACUUGCCGCCUGCGGCCUGAAGGUGCCCAUGAUCAGUGGGCGGGGCCUCGCUCACACCGGCGGCACGCUGGACAAACUGGAGUCCAUUCCCGGUUUCGACAUCCACCAGUCGGUCCGGCAGGUCCGAGCCAUACUGAGCACCGUGGGCUGCUGCAUUGUGGGCCAGACCCAAACCCUGGUACCUGCUGACCGGGUCCUCUACGCCAUGCGGGACACCACCAGCACCGUGGACAGCCUGCCGCUCAUCACCGGCUCCAUUAUCUCCAAGAAGGGGGCGGAGUCUCUGUCGGCGCUGGUUCUGGACGUGAAGUUUGGCCGGGCGGCUCUCUACAAGGACUUGGACGGCGCCAAGCAGCUGGCCGACCUUCUGGUGAGGGCGGGCAACCGGCUGGGCAUGCGCACGGGGGCGGUGCUAAGCCGGAUGGACGCCCCCAUUGGUCGAUGCGUGGGCAACAGUCUGGAAGUGAUGGAGUCUCUGGACACGCUGAAGGGACGCGGACCCCAAGACCUGAUGGAGCUGGUCACCGCCCUCGGUGGCGUGUUGCUGCUCAUGACCGGCCUGGCAGCCGACCAAUCACAAGGCAGAGAGAAGAUUUCCCAGGCUGUGAUUGGAGGAGCGGCCCUGCUGAAAUUCCAGGCCAUGAUGGAGGCUCAGGGUGUGGCCGAGGAGACGGCGCGGGUGCUAUGCUCCGCCCACACGGACUACUUCUCCGUCCUGAGGAAAGCCGAGCACGUGGCGGAGCUGACGAGCGGCGAGGACGGCGUGGUGGAGGACGUGGACGGUCUGAUCCUCGCCGAGGUGCUUCAUCAGCUGGGGGCGGGACGAACCAAGGCCGGGCAGCCCGUCAAUCACAGCGUGGGGGCGGAGCUCCUGCUCUCUGUGGGUCAGAAGGUCGAGAAAGGUGCGCCCUGGUUGCGGCUCCACUACGAGGACCCGCCCCCCAGUCCAGACCAGAUCAGUCGACUGCAGAGCGCGCUGGUGCUGAGACCCCCGGCACGCCCAGGCCGGCUUCCAAGAGGCAACCUGGUCCAAGAGGUCCUGCUUCCUUUUUAGGCAGGCGUAUGCGCCCGUGGAUGAAACAGCAAAUUAGGAAGCAGAAAGUCUAAAAAAUACAUUUUGGUAGCAUAAAGUUUUUAAAGUGAUAUUAUGAGAAAGACAAAGAUGUUGGUGAUGGUUGAAAUAUGACAAUAAAGUCAAAAUGAGAAGCUAAUUAGCGUAUGACCUC
This is a messenger RNA of Doryrhamphus excisus (bluestripe pipefish), 3512 nucleotides long. The record is from RefSeq and is a predicted model, not a curated record. Lineage: Eukaryota; Metazoa; Chordata; Actinopteri; Syngnathiformes; Syngnathidae.